AUUUUUGAGUUAAAUCGUUGAGUUCAAUUAAGCUUGACCGUCGCCGCCGGAUCAUCCCUCUCUCUGAGCUCGGAAAGAUAUGAGAUCGCUACUCCACCCUCCUGAGCCCAUUCUCUCCUCCUCCCCCCUCAGCCACCUCUUCGUCGCCGUCCGCUUUUCGUCUUCCGUCACCAGCUUACGGUGCCGUUCACAGCCACCGGUGAUGGCUUCUUCAGCUGCAUCCGCCGCCCGCCUCAGCGAGCUCGAUGGAAGUCUAAAGCGCAAGGAGGAGAAGCUGUGGGGUGGGCGCUUUGAGGAGAGCGUGACCGAUGCGGUCGAGCGCUUUACCGAGUCCAUCUCCUUCGACAAGCAGCUCUACAAGCACGACAUCAUGGGUAGCAAAGCGCAUGCCGCCAUGCUCGCUCAUCAGGGAUUGAUCACUGCCAUGGACAGAGACCGCAUAUUGUCUGGUCUUGAUGAAAUUGAGAGAAGAAUUGAUGCGGGGAAAUUUGUUUGGAGAAUGGACAGGGAGGAUGUGCACAUGAAUAUAGAAGCAGCAUUGACUGAUUUGAUAGGCGAACCUGCAAAAAAACUUCAUACUGCUAGAAGUAGAAAUGAUCAAGUUGUGACUGAUCUUCGGUUGUGGUGCCGAGAAGCCAUUGAUAGAAUCAUUGCAAGGAUUGGACACCUUCAGGUUGCUUUGGUUAAGCUAGCCAUGAAAAAUGAAGGAUUGAUAGUCCCUGGAUAUACGCACCUGCAGAGAGCACAACCUGUUUUGCUUCAACAUCUUCUAUUGGCCUACGUUGAACAGCUUGAACGUGAUAUUGGUAGAUUAAACAACUGCAAGGAUCGAAUGAACUUCUGUCCACUUGGUGCUUGUGCUUUGGCUGGUACUGGGCUUCCAAUAGAUAGGUUCAUGACUUCAAAUACUUUGGGCUUUACAGCUCCAAUGAGGAAUAGCAUUGAUGCAGUUUCAGACAGAGAUUUUGUGCUGGAAUUCCUUUCUGCCAAUUCCAUCAUUGCCAUGCAUCUUUCAAGGCUCGGCGAAGAAUGGGUUUUGUGGGCGUCAGAAGAGUUUGGAUUCUUGACUCCCAGUGAUUCCGUUUCAACAGGAAGCAGCAUUAUGCCUCAAAAGAAAAAUCCAGAUCCAAUGGAGCUUGUUCGUGGAAAAUCUAGCAGGGUCAUUGGAAGCCUUGUUACUCUUUUGGUUCUAUGCAAAGGCCUCCCACAAGCCUACAACCGUGAUCUGCAAGAAGACAAAGAGCCGUUAUUUGACAGUGUGAAAACAAUUCUAGGAAUGCUAGAAGUUUCAGCUGAGUUUGCACUGAACAUUACUUUAAAUCAUGCAAAAAUAGCCAAGGCCCUUCCUGCUGGGUAUCUCGACGCUACAACCCUUGCUGAUUAUCUUGUAAAGAAGGGGGUGCCAUUUAGAACUUCGCAUGACAUUGUUGGAAGAUCUGUUGCUCUCUGCGUGUCAAGAAAUUGUCAGCUUUCUGGUCUGGCGCUUGAUGAUCUGAGAGGAAUAGAUCCUGUGUUUGAAGAAGAUGUUUAUGAAUAUUUGGGAGUUGAGAAUUCUAUAAACAAGUUUUCAUCGUACGGUUCAACUGGUUCAGACUGUGUGGCUGAGCAACUCCAUCACUGGAUUUCAAAGCUUCGGAUCAGUUGAAAGCCAUCUGAGCAACUCCAUUAAUGAAUUUCAGAGCUUCGGAUCAGUUGAUGAGCCCUGUAAGUUUAAGCAAUUUCAUGGUGUAGACAGUCAAUUGCAGAUCAAAACUUCUUCUUCUUUUUGUGGUGAAUGAUGUCAUGCAUUUAUCCAAGAACAUUGUUUGAGUUUGUUAAGUUUAGGGAAAUUUUAUAUUUAUUUGCCUGAGACAAAAGUCUUUUUAUGUCUACAUUUCGUUGCCAGGUCUUAAAUCUGGAUGAAAAAAGUUAAGGGUUGUGUUAAAUAAUCAAUAAUCGUCAUAAAAUUUAUCGAA
Dendrobium catenatum is the source of this 1955-nucleotide messenger RNA. RefSeq names its product argininosuccinate lyase, chloroplastic. The transcript is spliced from 7 exons. The record is from RefSeq and is a predicted model, not a curated record. NCBI's taxonomy places the organism in Eukaryota, Viridiplantae, Streptophyta, Magnoliopsida, Asparagales, Orchidaceae. Gene Ontology annotation, cellular component: cytosol. Gene Ontology annotation, molecular function: argininosuccinate lyase activity. The coding region runs from base 80 to 1645 and encodes 521 amino acids.